Messenger RNA from Pocillopora meandrina, 23256 nucleotides. The record is from the annotation of a GenBank genome assembly. Lineage: Eukaryota; Metazoa; Cnidaria; Anthozoa; Scleractinia; Pocilloporidae.
CCUACAUGUGAUAGCGAUUUGUGUUUUGAUGUAGAAUAUCUUCGAAAUGUGAAGUGUUGAUGCCGAAACCGUUCAAAUCUUUAACCUUUAAGGAUUUCAAUAAAAUCGCGACAAAUUUCUCCUUCCGCCAAACUAAUCAGUGAGUGAAUUAACGAUGUGAACUACUUCCCAUGAGGAAUACUGCGGAUUUCUACAGCCGUGAGUUUUAUAUACGUUAUGGCUGAAAAUUUGCUACAGGGUUUGCAAUCGGCCGCAAAUUCCACAUCGCAAGCUGAGGUAAGUAUUUUAACUCUCCAUGCUAAAUCUUUGGUGGCAAUUUUCCAAAAAGCCGUCAAAAUUACAUUUUUUUAACACAAAGAUAUCAUUCGGUGCAAUAAAUGUCCACAUACUUUACGAGCUUCGUUUAUUCUAGAGAAAUUAUUUCAAUCUAGUUUUUUCAAAACCUUGCUCCCUAUUUUUCUUUAGGCCCUGCAAUAUUUUGAACAGCUGAAAAAUUCUGAAGAUGGAUGGAAACUUUGCGGUGAUGCUUUGGUUCGAAAUCUUUACAGGUAUGCGGUCUUUAAAUUACAAUUUGUAAUGAACUUGCCAGUCGUUUCUAAUCUCCAUGUUAAACAGUUCACUUGUUGAAAUAUCAACACUUUCGGUUCAUUUACCCAAAACAGAGAAAGAAAUUUUUGGCGGCUAAAAUUAAUCGCAUUGUAAUACCUCAUUUCAGAAAAUAAUAUUGUGAAAAAAAAUGAGUCUUUCGUUGAAGCUGGAGUUCGUACUUGUACAUUGGUGGUAGGGGAAGGGGCGGGGAAGGUCAGUUGAGGCUUUGCAACUUCUGGAUUAUCCCUUUAACCCCUAAGAGUGAUUUAAAUGUAAUUUCUCCUAACAACAUCACCUGUGAAUCAAACAUAAAGGGCAUGAGAAUAAAGGAGAUUUUCACCAACUAAAGAAGCUCUUGAUUUUUUAACAAAUUCUCCUUAUCAGAACCUUAGGAAAUGUCUAGGGAGUAGAAUGGAGAAUAUGCAUAUGGAUGCUAGGGAGUAACAGAUUAAUCAAAGCUAUAACAAAAUUUAAAAUGUGAUUGGUUAUCACCAGCCUGAUUUGAGCACUGAUUGGACACUGUGCAUGCAAUGCGUGUGAUUGGACAGUGUGCGCCUCAUGCCUGUGUAAUUUAUAAUGGUAAGAGGACCCAGUGGAGUUCAAUUUGGUCUGUAAUAAUACAAGUGAUUAACAGAAUUGGACAACAAUAAGUCCUGUUCCCAAUUAAUCAUAACCAUUUCAAUUUCUGAAAAAACAAAUACACCUAAAACAAAUAUCUCUAGUGGAGACAAAGUCUUUUGUUAUAAAUUCCUCCAUAAUGGAAAUUCCCCAGUUUUUUCUUUGGGUAAGUGGUUGUUGCUAUGGUUAAUUUGAUCAUUUCUGUGAUUGGUUGAUUAGCCAAGUAGACUAAGUAUGAUUGGUUACUUGAACUGUUUGAUCACAGGUGUGUGGUUACAGCCAACUGUCCGAUCACAACUAUUCAGAAUGAUUAAUGAAAAAUGAAGCUGCGAAUGCACCAAUAAUGUUUGAGGAAUUUGUAAAGGUUGUGAUUAGACCAGAUACAUAUUGUGCAUGUACUUUUGUCAUGCAAUUUACUAAGUUAAUUGUUUUUUUUUCCUUCUCUCAUGAAAAAAUAGAAGGGAUGGCUAGGUUUUUUUUCUUGAAUUUUAUCAUACAUGUAGUUUUGGUUAACCCUUUAAUUCCCAAGAUCUGAUUGUCAAUUCACCCCUCUGGCUGCUAUACAUUUCCUUGUAAAUUAGUUAAAAGAAUUUGGUGUUAAAUCAAGAUAACAAUCUCUACCUAAUAAGUUUAAGUAUUCUCAUUACCUGUUUGUGGGAUAAUGUAGAAAUAUCAUAGGGAGAAGUUACAUGUUAAUCACCUCUGGGAGUUAAAGGGGUGAAUUACCUGGAGACAAAUUGGCCUAAUGGUCAGUGCACUGGACUCUGGGUCAAGAGGUCUGGGCCAAGACCUGGGGGGUCAAUGUGUUGUGUUCUCUCACAAUACCCCUCUCUAUCCAGGAGUAUAAAAAGGUAUCGGAAAAUUGUCAGGGAAGCCUGAUGAAAUGCUGGGAAGGUAAUCUUGGGAUGGACUAGCAUCCCAUCCAGGGGGAAGUAGUAAUACUCCUCGUGGCUUCAUGCUAUGUGGAAACCAGAAUAAUCUCUGACUGGAUGAACCAAUAGGCUUGAGUACAAACUUUACCUUAAUUGAUUUACUGGUAUUGCCUUGUUAUAUUCUCUCAAUAAUGCAGCACCACAGUUUCUUUAGAAACUUGCCCCCAUGUAUGACCAGUAUAAAUGCCAUGCGUUUUGUUAUCAGUUAUCUACCCGAUAGCGAUUUAUCUGUUGGAUAGUGUUAUCCGACCUAUAUAGGGCUGGGCCCUGAUAUUUUGUUGCCUCUUGCUUGUGAUCAUGAGUGCUGAAAUGAUGUUGAAGAUGAAAAUUUUUUUUUCAGCGAUGAAACUGUGAAGUUCUUCUGCUUCCAAGUUUUGGAGCAUUAUAUUAAAACAAGGUAUGAGUUAGCACUGGUGAUCUGGUUUGAUCCAAUACCAAAUUCUCAGAACAAAAUUUAUAAUGAGUGUGUGGUAGACACUAAAGAGAAUUUUCAUUAAGAUAUUGUGAGUGAAAGGGUUGAAUGAAUGGCAACAUGCAGCUCUCAUAAUCUGGGGAAAUUUGCUCCUAGUCCAUCAGUUUUAACUUCAAAUAAUUGACUGAUGUAAUGCUGAAGUAAAAAAAAAACUUUGUGCUUACAAUCCUGUCUCCUUCUCUUCAAAGACAUGCAGCAGCCUCACCACUAAAUCAGUGUACAGCAAGAAAGAUUCUUUUAACAUGGCUUAAAAAUCAGGUAUUUUUUUUUUCCUGCAAUAUUUAAAUAAUUACAGUAAGGAUUAGAUUUAGUGCUUGGGGCACUUUCUACUCAUUUUAACUCUGGGGGAGUGCUGACUUGAAGCACUUAUCUGGGAUGGGGUGUUUAUUUGAGAAACAGCAGAUGUGCUAAAUAAAGCUUUGAUGUUUAUCUAAGAGGGAUCAAUGGCAAAAACUGUAAAAGGAACUAAUAUACCCUGAAUAUUUGCACAAUAAUAGUAGGGAAUGUACUCUAGCAGUGCCAUCACUGAAACAGAACAAAAAUACCUAUUAGAAUGUGGGAGCUUCAGCAACAGGGGGGGGGGCUUAUUAGAAUAGGGGUGCUUAUCCAAAGGAGGGGCUUCUUAGAGAGGGGGCACUUAUUGGAACCAGGGUGUUAAGUCAAAUCUUUAAAGUAAUCAGUAAUGCAGCUUUAUAAAGGGAGAUAGGGUGGCCAAGAGGCUUUUACAGUGAACUUCAAAUUGUGUUGUGUUCAUGGUAAUGGUGAUAGGACUUACAAUGUAGUAGUUCGAUCACAGACAGAAUUAGACAACAAAAAUUCUCUUAUCAUGUAUAUGUACAUCCUAACAUUAGUAUCCAUAGUCUCUAUGCUCCUUUCUAUAGAUUUCCUUUGUUAUUGACAAGGAGAAUUUGUGUAUGACAAUCAAAGCUUGUUAGCUUUGUGAUCAUUUCUUCCAUUCUCUUGAUCUUGAAUGAUGUAGCAGUUUUACUGUAAGGAGAAAUAAGAUGCUGGUCACUCUUAGGGUUUAAAGGGUUAAGAACUGAGCUUAUACUUGUGUUUUUACAUAUCAGUGUUGUAGUAAAACAGAUGAUCAAAACUUUUUGAAGAACAAGGCUGCUCAAGUGUUCAGUUUAAUUUUUGUCUGUGACUAUCCUGAAGGGGUAAGUAAUUGAGUAAUAAUUAUAUGUACUUACUGACUGAGUGGGAUGGCCAGAAAGGAGAAUAUUUGGCUCAACAUCAUGACGUAUGGACCGCAUGUAGCAAGGUACAUGUGUCAAGAACAAGAGCCAAGUAUUUUCCCAUCCAGCGCCGACCCAACUCGGUCAAUAAGCAUUGUAUCAUAUAACCACUAGCCUAUCAGCUUUUGCUAUUGUUUCCUAUGGGAUUGCAUGCAUGGGGCUGUAUGGGUCAUGUGAUAAUUGACAUUUACCAAUGUCUGGUAUUGUUAAUUUGGAUUUCUGAAAUGCAACUUUGUGUCAAGCAUGACUAAAGUGUGAUUCUUGCACACCAGCUUUGCCAGGAUGGUAGCUAUGUUGACAAAACUCUAUAUACAUAGGGCUCUCAAGUUGAUUUGCUGUUGAAGAGAUUUUCAACUGCAUAGCCUUCAAGUGUGUGGCCGAGGGUGCUACCUUUUCCUGGGUGAAGGGGGAUAUGGGAGCAUACUCCUCCAAAAAAUUGUAAAAAAAAUUCACAUAGCUAAGACAUAUAUUCCUUUAUUCUGAGUGUUAUUCUUUAUUCAUGCAGUCAACAUGUCGGCAUGAUAGCAUAAGACUGCAUUCAUUUGCGAGAACCUGGCACUUACUGCAUGAGGCUUGAUAGCUCUCCAUAGUUACUCCAUACACAAUUGAAAAUUACUCAAUUGGCAAGCUUUGCCUUUUGCAGGUUCCUGGUAUAUUGCUGCAUCAAAGUUCUUCCUAAUCUAAUCUUCAUGCUUGCAAUUUUUAAUUUCUUUCAGUGGCCAACAUUUUUCUCAGACCUUCUUCAGUGCUUGCAGUUUGGUGCCAAAGCAGUAGACAUGUAUCUGAGGAUUUUGAAAGCCAUUGAUGAGGAAGUAGUUGACAGAGAUGUAACAAGAAAUCAGCAGGUGUGUGUGUGUCUAAAUUGAACGAUAAUCAGCUCAAAUUCAAAUAUAAAUGCUUUUUUUCUCUUUUUUCAUUUUUGUUCUUUUUUAUAGGAGGCAGACAGAAACAUGAAGAUCAAAGAUGCUAUCAGAGAGACUUGUAUCACAAAUCUUGUGGACUCUUGGUAUCAAAUCUUGGUAUGUUUUCUGUUUUGUAUAACAUGACAUGACAUCUCAACAGAACGGUGGAAGAAAAGUAGUUAAUAAUUUAUUUAUCCAAAAAAUGGUUCUACAGCUCGCACAGUAUAACCUUAACAUUCAGCCAAAACUGAUCUAAUCUUACUAUUCUUAAGCAGAAUACCUACGAGAACAGUUUAUCAUCAGUUAUGUGCCUAUGCCUGGAUGUUAUUGGAGCUUACAUUGAAUGGAUCGAUAUUGGCCUGAUAGCAAAUGAUAGAUUUAUAAGGUGAGAACAGUCAUUCGGGUCUGCUUGAUCACAAAGUGUAAUCAGUCCCCUCUCCUUUUCCAUUAACUUUUAUAUCCUAACAUCAGUAUGCAUAUUCUUGAUACUCUUCUUGAUACAUUAAUAUUCCUAAGAUGUGGACAAGGAGAAUUUGUCAACAUCUUAAAAUUAAGAGCUUCCUUAGUUGGUGAUCAUUUCCUUUAUUCUUGUUACUUAAAUGUUUGAUUUUGGGGUGAUGAUGUAGGGAGAAAUUAGAUGCUAGUCACUAUUGGGGGUCCAAGAGUCAACACCGCUGAUGUGGUGGUUAUGCACAUCCAGUAUUAGUAACAAGGGAGGUGUUCAUAGGAAAGUUAGAUCAAUCCUCUUAUUUUUUGUAAUGGCUGUGGUGACUAGCAUGCUGAAUGUUUUACAAGGAGCUCUUUGUGUGACUCUUGGCCAGCGAGUAGUUUGCUCUGUUCUUGGAUGAGUCACUUAACUUUCUCCUCCCCCCUCUCCACCAGGAGGUAGCCCUCCUAGCUGUGACAGUUUAAGUCGUGAGGUGUGGCAAGUUGCCGAUAUGACAUCCUCUGUUCAAGUUCAUGUAGCAAACUGUAUGGUUUUAUUACUUAGUUUCAUUUUUUUCUCUUGUGGAUAUUUUAAGUGAAGUAAUCAUUUAUUUCAUGUACAAGUUGUACAGUAUUAACAAUGGGUUGUCAUUUUCUCUGAUACAAAAGAUUGUGACCAAUGCAAAUCAAAUCAAAUCAAAUCAAAUCAUGCUUUCAUUAUAAUUUAUAAAGGAAACAUCAGAGGUUAUCUCUAAGGAGGACCUUCCCACAUAAAAUAUAACAUAAAUUAUAAGAAGGUGUUAAAAUGUAAGAAUUAUUAAGAAUUGGCUAAAAAUUUUGACCUUUACACCAAAUGAUACUUAAAUCCUGCACAAUUUGUGGUGACUAUAUUGUAUUGUAAGGUCAUGACAUGACUAUGAGUGUGAAGCCUUGAGAGCUAUGAAAUGGGUAUCAGCAUUUUUUAGGGUAACUUGAUAUAGACAAUGAACCACUAAUUGAUUGAAAGAGAUGUCCAUCCAGUGUGUAUCUUUUUAAAUGAUAUAAUUAUUGAAUUUUGUUUCUACUGUAUUGUUAUUUCCCAGUGCCCUUCUUAGAUACAUGUCAGUGGAAGUCCUCCGUGAGAGUGCUUGUGAUUGUAUCCACGAGAUCAUCAUGAAGGGAAUGGAGCCAGUUGCCAAGCGAGAACUCAUAGAGUCUCUUGUCAGUGUUUUAGAAAAAAGUGGAGUCCUUCAGCUGCAAGAGGUACUCUGCUAAUAUUUUAUGGUAUUAUUUAUCAGUAAUUCACUGAAGAGUUAAGUCUUCCAAGUCUUUUAUCAAAUGACCCUUGGGGAAAAUUGUGUAUUGUUGCCAGAGAAUUCUUAGACAUCUGUUGCCUCAUGUACACCCUAAGAUUCCUAACAUCCUUUGUAAAGAGUGUUCUGUUUAUGUUUCAGGAUGAAGAUGCUGAUUUUUUAGCUAAAGUGUCAAAAUUGAUGAAUGCUGUUGGAACACAACUUCUUAACAGCUACAGCAAGUAAGAAACAACUGUCCAAAAGCAGAGCUGGACAACGUCAUUAGGUGUUCUUCUUUCCUUUCUUCUCUCUCCUGAUGUUAUUCUAUUUUCUCCUCUCUCUUCACUCUCGUCUUUCUGACCUAUGAACCAUUAACUUUUACUAAUCACUUGUAAAAGUUUUUUGGUUCUCCUACUAUUUGUCAGUUUUCUGCUUUGUGUUUGGCUUUUUUUCUUUCAUGUGUCUCACUUUUCAGCUGUAGUUCACAUUUAUACUACCAUGCUUCUACAGAACUCAGUGCCACUAGUUACCAACUUUUUUUUUAGUAAACUGGUGUGACUUUACUUUUAAGAGCCCCUUAAAAAAGUUGGGCCCCCCAGAUUUACAAGACAAGAGCCUUCAAGCAUUUCCCUCUUCAUGAUCUCUGUUCUGUAGUUUACAUUCAGGUAAUUUUUUUGUAAUUAUGGAGGGUUUACUUCUUGUUCAGGCUUACAAAGUCUGGUGAUACAGAAUCUGCAGCCAAGUGCCUCUAUGCUGCUGAGGAAAAGAUGCAAUACCUGUUUAGGUAAGUGACUGUUGCAGUGCUGCUUGUCAUUCCUUUAGGAAUGUCAUUAAAUUUGGUAAACUAAUGUACUGUAUAAUGUGUUUUAUUACUCCACCAUUACAUCACCUGAUUUCAACAUAUUAGGGCAUAGGAAUGCUCAAAAUAUACCACAGUAUUACACUGUAGAACAGGGCAAAAAUCUUGACAGGAAGUGGAAAAACAAAGAGGCCUUGCUAAACCAUGCCAACUUCAGUUCUACUCCAAUAGCUCAGAAUAAAAAGACUACACAACUCACAAAACAAAUGUGCAUAUUAUAACAUUUAUGAAAGAGCAGCAAAAACCUCAGUUUAUGUGUUGCUUUCAUGUUGCCUCAGGAUUUUGUCAGCCAUCUCUGAUGGUUCACAAAUACUUUUUUGUACUCCAUGGCAUCAAGGUUCUCUGAAAAAUUCAAGUCUUCAGUUAAUGUCUUAAAUGAAACAGAUGUGGUAUUAUUGUCAGUCUUCAGUCUUUCCAUUUCUUUUGCUGUAUAAUAUCAGUUGUUUCUUUGCAGAUUUCUUAGUCAUGAUGAUGAUGAUGUGUCCCAGAAUGUGUCUGGUUUUGGAUAUACUUACUUGACUGUGUUGAAACAGGUAAUUUAACUGGAAACACUGGGGGAUAAGCAGGCACUUCAACAAGUGGGGGGAGGUUGGAGCUUGGCUCAGUAUUAUAAAUUACUGCCUUUCUCUAGCCUGCAUUUAGCAUGACCAUACUUUGGCACAAGUCUUUCUUCAGAUACCAUGAGGACUUUGAGCAAUGCAAGCUUGUAAGAGGUCAGCAAGGGAUCUUGCACUGAUAAUUACUGACAGUCCUCCAGCAAACCUCUCCUGACUUGUCUCAAAUCUUACCAUGGGCAGAGAAACAAGCAUUCUGCUGCAUUAAUUAAAAGGGCCUGUUUGCAGGCUAGCCUUUCCUUAAUGGAGUGGAGUCACAACCACCCAAGUAACUUACACACACCUUUGAUGCUUGUUUCCUCAUCAAAACAUGCAGCAUGCACUUUGCAGUGUGACAUUUUUAAUGUAAAUCAGCAGGAUCAGUUUCAGCAUGCAGAUAUGAAUUAAAUAAAAUUCAAAGAUUGAAAAUAAAGAGAUCUGAUAGAGAUACUGCUCAAUUUUGGUCAAUCAAUGACCAUUCAAGAAAGUUGAUGACAAUGAUCAUUAUUCCAAAGUUGUUCAUAAUGACUUUAAAUUUCUUUCAGAUUGCAAAUCCAAGUGAACAACAGAAAGAAAACUUAAGGGUAAGAUUGAAGCUCUUCAAAUUUGAUUUUCAAGAUUUUUAAAGGGUGGAAUGCAGAUACCUGUUGGUUGAGAAUGAUUUUAAUUGCGAACAAUGAAUGAACUUGAUUUAACUUAGAGCAUUAUAGUGGAACCGUGCUAACUCAAACCCCUGGGUAACAAGCAGAGGGUCAGAUUUCCAUUGACCCAUUAUUUCUGUCAUUUACCAUCAGCUAACUCAAACCCCUGCUGACUCAAACCAUUUUUUGUUUCCCCUGGGAGUUUGAGUUGGCAGCUUCUACCAUAUAUUGAGAGUGGGAAGGCAAAUGCAAGAAAAUGCAUGUACAGUUUCAAUUGAUUGUUUCCUCCAAGCCUUACUUUCAAGGAAACUUUUUGCAAGUAAUACUGUAAGUCUGAUUGGUUUUUUUUUUUGUGGAAUAUUUUUAGGGAAUUUUGCAUGUCAUUAUUAACAAGAUGAAGUAUGAUGAAUCAUACAACUUUGAUCAUGAGGUAAAGGUCUUCAUACAAUUUUAUUAAAUGUGUAAAUGUGAGGCUCAAAUGUACAUCACCAGAUAUUUUUCCAAAAUUCUUUCAUUAUGAAGACGACGACUAUUGCAUCUUUCAGGGUGAAGAUGAAGUGAUGUUCAUGGAAUAUAGAAAGGAAAUGAAGAUCUUAUUUGACAAUAUUGCUCAGCUGGUAUGUUAGUGCGACAGUAUUAUUUGAAGUAGUACUCACAGCAUUUAAACUUGGAGGAUUAAUUUUAAAUAUUUAUUUGUUUGUAUGUCUUUCAGGACCCUAAUCUCGUGCUGGUCUCUGUUCACAAUAUUUUGAAUUCAACAUUUGGGUAAGAUUAACCCAUUAAUCUCUUAGAGUGGCUCGUGCAAUUAUUUCUCCUGAAAGUUCUACACCUAAGAGCAACAAAUUUGUGGUCAUAAGAAUAGUGGAAACAACUACCAACUUAAGUUGCUCUUGAUUGGUAAACAAAUUCCGCUCUCAAGAACCACAGGAAAUGUGAUGUAUAGGAAACAUUAUGGAGAAUAAAACACACUAUUGUUGGGGUGUAAAGUCCAGAUCAAAUUUGUAAUUCUCCUUACCCUCAACCAUACAAUUCUUGUAAUGUUAGUUCAGAGAAUUUAGUAUUGGAUCAACUAAUUAUUCCUAAAUUGGUAUUUUUCUUUAUUCUCAUCCCUUAUCUGGUUGAUAUUGUAUUGAUAUUGUUAGGAGAAAUUUUGUCUUGGUCACUCAUGGGAGUAAAAGGGUUAAGGAAGUUCAAUUCUAGGUACAGCGGUGGCUGAAAUAAGACUGGCUAUCUUAAACUUACAAUUUUUUUUUUCAGCAGGCAAUUAGAUGCAGCCAAGUUUAUGGAUGUGGAGAUAGCUGUGCGGGUUCUUUACAUGGUUGGAGAAGCAAUGUCGGUAAGGGGCUCUUUAAGUUUGAUCUGAAAUACUUUCUGCUUUGUUAUUGUUAAUAUUUUUUGCUACAGACGGUAAAAUGCUAGAGAGGGUGAGGUACAGAUGUUACAAAAUGUUUGUAGACCACAUUUUGGGUAAUUAUUCUUUUAUCAACAGACCCAACAAUUGUACUCUGAUGCCUCAAAGUUUUCAGCACUUCAGCAAAUGAUGAGUUUGGUAGGUUAUUUUUUUCUUGCGGCAGUGCAUGGACUGGACAGUUAGGUGGACAGACAGAUGGAUGACAGGGUAAUUUAGACAGAGUGAUUGACUGACUGACUGACUUGCAUUGAAUUUCUGACCACCUGAGUGACUGAAUAGUGCGUAAGUGGAUUAAUAAACAGACUGACAGACACACUUACUGACUCACUCACUUCUUGAGGAACUGACUGUUCAACUAAGAACCAGACUUACAGACAGCCAGACUGAGUGAAUGACAAGUGAUUGACUGCCUGGUUGGUUGGCUGAAAAACAGAAGCAAGAGGAUCAAAUAUGUGUUAUUACAGCCUUAAAUGGUUUGAUUAGUGUUUGACUCACUGAUCGAUUGAUCAUUUCUUCUAACAGUUGGUGACCAGUAAUGUGUCUUACUACAACCACUCCUCGGUGGCUCAAAUGGUAACUUUUUUUUUUUUAAAUUUUUGUACGUUUUCAAUCUUGAUAGGCAUGAAUAUAAUCUUUUUAAUUUAACAAAUUGUUCGAUAUGUUUUCCAUUCCCUUUCAGUUCUUUGAGACAGUUGUCAGGUAUGACAGAUUUUUCAGCAUCCAAAGUCAACACAUUCCAGCAGUACUGGUGAGAGUUUUGGAUUGAACUUGAUUUUACAAUGAAGAAAUGUAAAAUGGUUUCCGUGUUUACAUAGCCUGAUGUAAACAUGCGGGAGGUUGGGAGAACACGAGAUAAGCGUAGGAAACUACGACGCGAAGCAGAGUGGUUUCCAGCUUAUCUACUAUUUGAAUUAUUUUAUAAAGCCAUCUUUUAAAGUUUUCUUUGACAAUCCUUCAGAGUCAUUUUCAAUUUAGUGUCAAAAGUGUUUGAGGAUUUGGAUGUACACAACCUUCUAGACCAGUCAGAUUCAAUCAAAAAUAGAUAUUGACUCUGUCACUUGAACUCCAAUGAGGCUUUUUUUUAUCUGCCCACUUUGAAUGCUCAUUUGCAUGUCUUUGAUAUUUUCCUUGUUCACAUUGCUCAUUGUUAUUUCGUUGGUUUUGGUUUAAUGUCACUCAAGCAAAAAGUGUUUUACAGACAUAGACAUAGCAGUUCCCCUCCCCCUCACGAUCUCUACAUGUACUUCAAAGAGACAGUUGUGGUUACAACUCCCUGUCAAGUACGUACUGUAUCUGUGUAUCUGUGUGGUCUCCUCUAGGUUUGCCUGUUAGGCUUGAAUUGAUUGUAACUGAUGAUUUAUCUAGACUCUUGUCCUUCGAAGAAAUGCAUUUUUUGCUGUAAUAACAAGAGUUUAAAACUUUUUGUGUCCUAGAUUGCUUUCCUCGAUGAGAGAGGACUCCGUAACCCAAACUGCACUGUUAGAAGCCGAUGUUCCUAUCUGUUCUCAAGGUUUAUCAAGUCUCACAAGUAAGUUUCAUUGUAGAGAUUUGCCAAGAGUUAUCUGUUAAAGUAUUUUGCUGUCGAGAUAAUGCAUGGAUAUUAUAGGAAGAAGGUACAUGUUGCUCACUUCUGGGAUUUAAAAUUUUGAGCGUUGUGUUCUGUAAAUGUACACAACUUUCCUCGCAAUAUCUGCGACAGACAUAAUCACAAGUAUUCACUGACUUUGUUAAUUAGCCUGGGCAAGGAUAAUCUUGUAACAGUAAACUCUCUUGUACUAAUUUACUUGCUUGUUUCAGGGCAAACAUGCUGAACUAUGCUCAUGAUGUUUUAAAGAGACUACAGGGACUUCUUGUCAUAUCCGCAGUGAGUAUAAGCAAAACUAUUUUACUGCUACCUUGUCAUACUCUGUGAGGGAGACGCGAUAGGCUUGUGGUUACCGCUGGACUGUGGGCUCAAAAAGUCCGCGUUCGAUACUUGGCCGGGUCUGUGUGCUGUGUUCUUGAGCAAAGCACUAAACUUUCACUGUACUUCACUCCACCCAGGAGUAUAAAUGGGUACCGGUGAAUUAUCAGGGAAGCCUGAUGAAAUUCUGGAGGGUAACCGGCAAUGGACAGGUAUCGCAUCCAGGUGGGAGUAGUAACAUUCCUAGUAGCUUCAUGCCAUGGAGAUCAGGAUAAGUUGUGGCUGGAUGGACCAGUUGGCUCGAGUACAGAGUAAACCUACCUUCCUAUUACUCCAUAACGUUUGAUAACCCAGAACCUACACGUACCUAUUAAGCUUGUAUUUGAAAUUGGGUUUCUUCUUGGGAGAAACAAACGCUUAAGGUUGAUUAUAAUUUGGUCAGUCUUCACUGUUCACACAAUCCAAGGUCUCUCCGUUCUUAUUCUUUAUUGUGAUUUUCCUUUCUUUUGAAGGACAAUGGUUACCAACAGCUUCUAUCUGCAGAUGAUCGGGUAUUAAUUUUUUUUUUUUUUGAAUGAAAUCAAUCCCUACAUUUAUUUGGUCCGUUAUUGAAAUAUUGUCACGAGUUGUUCUAAUCCUUUCGCUCUCAGAGGUGAUCAGCAUGGAAUUUCUCUUUACAAUAUCAAUACAUUUUCAACCAGAUACAGAUAACAAAAAAAAAAGAAAUGUAACAACAAGGAAACAGUGCAUGAUCAAAUGCUAGAUUCUCAGACCAAGAAUUAUAAAAAAUGUAUGAUGGUCAGUGAAGGGAAGUUGGUAUUUAGAUCUUGGCAGUGAGGAGGUUAAUGGCGGUGGCUUAUUGACGCAAUCGUUGAUCACUUGUUUUUGAAUGUGUUUAAGAUCCAAAUUUUUUUUGUGAAUUAUUUUUUUCGUAGUUGUUCCUUUAUGAGAGCGCAGGUAUUCUCAUUGUUGCUAGUGGAGCAGUACAAGAGGUAAGAAAUUUGGGAAUAAGUAAAUAGUAGCUGGGAAUGCCUCAAACCUAUGGUUGGUAGAGUUCAGAGCACUUUCCUUUGCCUUUACCCAAAACAUGAAGAUCUAUUUGGACCUAGUAAUCCGCCUGAUACAGAUAGAACAGAGUUAGAUUUAAGACUUGGUACAAAAUUCAGUUGCUGCUUAAGAAAAGCGGCCAAUUGAACCUUUAACCCUCAAGAGUGAUAAGCCUCUAAUUCAUCCCCACAAUAUCACCCCUGAAUCAAACAUUGUGGUUACAAGAAUAAAGGAAAUGGUCACUAACUAAAGAAGCUCUUUGUUGUAGAACAAAUUCCCCUUCUUAGCGCCUUUGGAAAUGUAUAGAGAACAGUAUGGAAAAGGGUUAACGCCUAAGAGUGACCCUACUACAGUGUUCUCAUUUUCAGGCGGUAACCAGUAACAUUUACCGCCUGUAGUACCUCUUAUUACCGUUUAAAAUUGCUUGGAAUUCUUGAAAUUCAAUGGGUGAAAGGAUUGCUUUACCGGUUUGAAAAUUUACUUUACCUGUCAUGCUUAAAAUAAGGGAGAACACUGUGACCCUAACCCUAAUUUCUCCUUACAAUAUUAACCCUUUACACCUUGACAUCAGUAUGCAUAUUCUCGUUACUGUUCUAUAUACAUUUCCUAAGGUGCUGAUAAGGAGAAUUUGUUUAGCAAUCAAGAGUUUCUUUAGUUGGUGAUCAUUUCCUUUAUUCUCAUGACCUUAAAAGCGUGAUUCAGGGGUGAUAUUGUAAUGAGAAAUUAGAUGCCAGUCACUCUUAGGGGCCAAAGGGUUAAGAUCACUAGAAUGAGGGAAAUAAUCACCAACUUAAGAAGCUCUUUGUCAGGUUGUAAAAUAAAUUCUCCUUCUCAGUAUCUUAGGAAAUGUUUAGAGAACAAUAUGGAAAAUAAGCAUACCGAUGUUAGGAUGUAAAGUUGUAGAGGGUUAAGCCGGAGAGCUUCAAAUGGCGGUAUGCAAGUGUUCCUAUGCAGAUGGCAAAAAAAUUAUUUUAUACGCAAUGCCCGUUUUCACAACGGAGAAUACAAAAUCCUCAAUUUUUAGAUCAAAAUGUUUGAUCUCAUACCCAGCUUCAGACUGAAUAUAAAAAUCGUACCAACACCUUUUGGUGCAAUUCUUAGCUCUAUUUGUCAUACGGUAAAGAAAUUUCCAUAGAAUUGCAGGGAAGCUACUGCACUUGCAAGGGUCUCGUUUGUUAUCUACGACUCGUAAGCGACGAAGUUAACUUCAUAAUUUUUCUUUAUCUUUUCAUUUUCAGAAGCAGCUGAUGUACAUGAAGGACUUGCUGUCCCCUAUCAUCGAAAAGUUUGAUUCAGUUGUUAGCAAGGUAACGAUACUUGCAUAGUGAAGCCCCUCUAGGGCCAGUCAAUACAUAGAAACAAGGAUGUAUCCACGUUAAGUCAGAAAGUCAGUUGGCAAUCAGGGAUUUGAACCAGAAUGCUUCUCAAUUGAGUGUAAUGGAACCAAAACCUAAGUAAUCACAACCGGCCAAUCAGAGCGAAGGAAAAUCUCAUAAAGAGCCAAUGAGAACUCAGAGUAAGAACAAGCCUACUGCCCAAAGCGCGGGAAAACGCGGGUGGCUAACUCGUGAUUGGUUUCCGUUUGCAUGAGUUUUCUUUUGUUUUUUUUUUUGCAAUCCCGGAUGACUUUUGACACUCAAGUGGAGAUUGCCAUCAUGUGACUUUUUUCAGUUAGUUAUUGCUGUAAAUCAUUAUUCAUGGUAUUUUAUUUCAUUUCAGCUAAUGUCGGAGACCAAUGAUGCCUCUUCCCUGAUGUUUGCUCAGCAGCUCUAUCAUCUUGUUGCCUAUGCAAGGUAACUCUGGAGAUUUUACAAGAUUUUGUGUCACAAAAUGGACAAAACUGUGCUUUCUCUAUGAUAUUUCUUAUCUUCGUGGACGUUAUUGGAUUGUUGAGCUAGAGCCGCCUAGAGAUUUAAGAAAAUACUUGAUUAUGUGACGAAAUUUUUAUUGAGUAUCGAAAGCGUCCUAGAUUCCUUUGGGUUUACUAAACAACGUGGGAUUUGUGGUAGCCUGAGAUUGACACCUUUUUUGCGUUUUUUCCGAAAAGCGGAAGAAAUCAAAAUCAGAAGGAGAGCGCUAUGGGGAGUCUAGCGCCAGGGAAAGGAGUGGGGGGGGGGGAGCAAAAAAAUUACAUUUCAGUCACUUCUUUCGAGCCCCUCUCUUCGCGCAUGCUUCGCCACGCACCCUGUCCUUGCGCUCAGCUCUGUUCGUCAAUGGAACGGAAAAAUGUCGCCUGUCCUUAAGGCUAGCUACAUGUUCCGUUUCCAACUUAGCUUGCAAAUAGGUGUAAUUUUUGUUUUUGCCUUUUUCUGUCGAACGGAGGCAAGGCGUAGUUCGAAUCUUGUGCUCCUCCCCUCGCGCUGGACUUACACUUUGCGCUCGCCUCGCGUUUGCCUCCAUUCGCCUCAACGAAUCAGAUGAAAACACUAAACCAAACACGGCUUAAACAGUCGCAUUUUGCUGUAUUCACGACGGUUUUGCUUGUUCUCGUUUGCUCUUUGUAAUAAUUUUCUUUAUUCUGAUCGGCCAUCAUUAUAUCGUUGAUCGUGGAUUUUAUGACACUCACUACGAAAACGACCUGAUAAGCUUCUGCUUUCUUUUAUUUCAGUCGAGCCAGUAAAGCUUUCCCCAACCAGCAAGCCCUAAAAGACAGUGGCUGUGCACCAUGUUUUACAGAGGUAACGUUAACCCUUUACACCCUAACAUCAGUAUGCCUAUUCUCCAUACUGUUCUCUAAACAUUUCUUAAGGUGUAGAUAAGGAGAAUUUGUUUAACAAUCAACAGCUUCUUUAGUUGGCAAUCAUUUCCCUUAUUUUCGUGAGUUUCGUGUUUGAUUCAGAGGCGAUAUUGUAAGGAGAAAUUAGUCGCUGGUCACUACCCGUUGUAGUGUGUCACCAGAACGGUUAGGAGCUGUAAGUGCUCUGGAAAAAAAACCCCAAAGAAAAACCGAGAAAAAACGCUUCUUGUCAGGAUAGACUGUUCCCGAUUUAUUUACAUUUACAUUUGCACUUCCACUUUUCAGGCUUUGCCGAUUUUCCUCAAAGCGCUACACAUACCUAUUCAUCGAGACACCAUUCACUCUGGUGUGCGGCAGUACCUCCACAGGAUGAUUGUUUGCCUGGGCGAGGGAGUACUACCCUUCAUCCCUGUUGCAGUUUCACAUUUGCUGGAAGAUUGCACGGUAAGUACCAAUGGAGGCAUGACGUAUAUACUGAUGAAGAAAGCACAGGUUGGAAAUGAAAUAUUACAAUGUAUUUCCCUUGGUGGGAAGCUAGUCUUUGGCAGAUUCUCAGCAAUAUUUCAUCAUUCCCGAGGCUCGAUGAUGUUCCUUGAGAUGGAUUGGGUUUGUGUGUAAAGUUUCAGCCUGUACAAUAAGUGCAAUUACCUCAGUAAGGGGGGGUAAGGUUUUAAGAAAACUGUAGUGCUGCGUUGGUGGAAGAGUAUAACGGGGUAAUUUAGUAUUAUCAACUGAGCUGAUGAUGUAAAUUAGCCAUCUUAAAGAGUUUAAAAGCUGAAGUUUCGAGCAUUAGCCCUUCGUCAGAGCGAUUGGAGGAAUUGUGAGUUCUAUGUUUAUAUGCCGAAAAUGGAGCUACGCUAUUGGUGGGAAUAUGGUGACGAGAAAACAAUAAUAAGUUAAAAGUCCUCUGUGAUACCGUGGGGAUUAAGAGUGCCGAUUUGAAAGGUAAAUUUUUAUUCUAGAGUUUUGCGGCUUUUCAGACUGCUUAAAUGUAAGGAAAGGCCGCAAAUUGCCAUAUGCUGCUUAGAAUGGUUAGGGAGGUUUAAGUGUGUAGGAACUGGUUUGGAUGCGUCCUUGUCAUUUCUUUUUACGUCGCGAAGGUGUUCUCGGAAUCAGUUAGAGCUUGGUGGCGCCCGUUUCGAUCCAGCCUGCUAGACACCAGACCUCCCCCUCUUCCUUCUCACUAAAGAACGAGACUCGCUUGUAUGCCAUAUGCUGAGCUUGAACCAAAAUCUGACUGCAUUUAAUUUUCGAAAAGCUCACAGGAAGACCAGCUCAGUACUUUCUAUCUUAAGUGAUUCAAAGAUUUUCUUUGUUUUGUUCCAGGCGCGGGACAUUCAAGAAUUCAUUCCGCUGAUCAAUCAGAUCAUCAGCAGAUUCAAGGUACAUCUCUAGAGUGUCUUCUAAUGCAUAUUUGUAAAUGACAUAUCUGCCCUUCUCCAUUGCUUUCGCGAAGUUCCAAGUGAUAAACGUGAUAAGAAAUCUCGAAAGUACGGCUGAGUCGAGGGUACUUAGUAUUGCCAAAGGAAUUUUACCCUGGAAGCAUCAUCUGUGGUGCUCAAUUUCGGACUCUAAGUUUAGAUUCUUCUCAACGAUCCCUUCAUUUUCUCAUCGGUUUUAGUUGUACGAAUUUGUAAUAUCAAUGACCAAGUCAUGCGAGCUCAAUAUUUCUCUUUUUUUGUUUUCACGUUUCCUCCUAGACUCAAAUUGGCCCCUUCCUCAGGGACGUUUUCAUGGCAAUUGUUAACACAAUCUUCACGGUCCUUGGCAAACCAGCAGAUGAAAAAGAUGCACAGGUUACGUAGGCCCCCUAAACAUCUUUAAUCUCAAGAUCUGAUAAAAAAUUCUGUCAUUUAAUAACCACAUAUUUAUUUGUUUGUUUGCUAGUCUGGAGAACUAGCAGUCCUAUCGGAACAAUGUCCCCUAAUUGGUAGUUGUCUUUCGUCUCACUAGCUGUCUACUUGAUAAUGCAUUGAAAUUGUAAGGAGAGUCUAUAAACUUAUCUCUCCUAGGCUGAAACGAGCCAUAGGAUAACCCCGCUUUUUCCAGAAAUAGCGCUAGGCUCAAAGAUCAUCUCUCCCCAUGCUCGAGUUGUGAAAGUGAAGUGUUUUCCUUCUUCGACAUCGAACCCAAAUUGUUCUCUAAUUUUGAGUGAGCUUAUCUUGAUUUGUUCCAAACAUAUCUUGAGAACAUGUCGAUAGUCUAUCACGCACUCGGUAAAGGCGUGAAAAUUAUGUGUCAACGCGUUGCAGUUGCGAGUUUCAUAACCGACAUGCGUCCAAAACAGUUCAUUCUUUUCCUGUCGCAAACGUUCAACUCCCCUUACUUUCUAAGUGCACUAUGACGCCCCAUUCUAUUUGGCACUUACGGUAGUGUUGUUCAUAAUUUCUUGCAGGCUGUCAAGGAAAAGGAAACUUUGAGGCGUAGUUAUUUCUUGUUUGUGGGUGCUGUGGUAACUAAUGAUGUGACAGUGGUCCUCACCUCUCAAAGUGAGUGACAGGUUCUCGUUUCUUCUCUCCAUUCGUUUUUUUUUUUUUACACCUUUCUCCUCCAGCGUGUUCUGAACUCCAGAUCAAGACUUCUGGGCUUCAACCAUGGUUGAGCCAUUGUGCUGUGUCGUUUGGCGAGACUCUUUGAGCUGCUUAUUUACACAAAGUUUAGCCGUUUUUUAACAAUCAUUUUUAUGAACAGUGUCCAGAAGACCGAAAGCCAACAGUACAAUGACAUUUAUUUGAUUAAAUCAACCCACUUAUAGAGAAUCCCUUAGGCCCACUGCUCGCAUAAAACCGCAGUAUGAGUGAGACUUCGUUAUGUAGCCUCCCCCCACCCGGGAGUGUAAAUAGGUAUUGGCAAAUUGUAGGGGAACCUUAUUGGAGAGCUGCUGGCGAUGGACCACAUUUCCAUUGUGGAGGAAUAGUAAGCACUGUAUCCCUUGAGGAAACAGAGAUAAGCUAAGGUGGAAAUGGACUGACCGAUUCGUCAGACCUUAUUCCUUUUCUGAAGAUUUUACUUGGUGUCGUGUCAACUAUUAAAGGGUUACUGUACUGUGGUGUGGUUUUUAUUUUGUUCCCCCUUUUAAUCUCAUGUUUGGGUCCAUCUUUGUGUGGCUUACACGAACUGUAAACCACGCAAUGUCAUGAUCCAAGAUAUUUAUUGAUCUUAUCAACUGGCAAUUGCCGCCAGGUUGUGGAAGCUGAAAUAAAUCCUUAGUCGAUUUUUCAGUGUUUUUUCUAAGUCCCUUUUUUUCCCCUUUCUUUUCUUUUAAAAAUUUACAUUGUGCUAUAUCCUUUUUUUUCAUAUCAGCUCCCCAUGAUUUGCACCAGGUGUUGUUGACAUUGAUUCAGGGAGGAGUAGAAUUUCCAGAUCCGGUGGUAAAUACUUUUCUUUUUGUCUGAUUUUAAAUCUAGAAUUGUGAAAAAUAAACAACGUUCCGCCCACCGCAUGCAAGAAAAUUUGAAAACGACGUUUACACUCUUUCAACGCAAGAUGUGUUUUCUGUCCACACUGGAAAACGGAUAAAUGCUUUUAGUUCACAUUAAAACGAUCCUUGACGAAUCCUUCAACAUACAGGGGACUCGGUCCAAAUGUUUUUUUAGUCUGUCUGAUCUUUCAUAAAAGAGUCACAAUGUAUUUUAGCCAUUUUCGUUCUCUAUUUAGUCGUCUCGAUACCAAAUUGAAGCAUAAAUCGCCCCCUAAGGGAAAAAGUAAAGUAAUUUCUUACAAACCUUCGCCCUGCCGUCUAGCCCCUCGCAUUAAUGGAAGACGUUCUUUAAAUGAUUUUUUCUGUGUUAUUAUCAGGCUCAAAAGAUUUCCUUCAAUAUUCUUCGUAAACUGGUUGAACUCUGGGGUAAGGAUUUAUACUUCUGUUUUCUAAAAGUGAAUAUUAUUAUUUGAAGAAUCACGAUUAAAAUUGUGUCUCGUUCACUCCUCGUAGGUGGCAGCAAUGGAUUGAAUGGUUUCAGAGAGUUCAUUUACGACAGUAUUGUACCUGCAACGUUUGUGGCUCCAAUGAAGUCGAACUUUGACAUGAAUGACGCACAGACUAUUUUGGUAUGUAACUAUUAGCCUCCCUCGUCUUAUUUUUUAGUGCUCAGAGGGAGCGUUGUAACUUACCUUCCCUCUAUGAUAGCAUACAGAGCCCUUUCCGAUUAAUCAUUGGAAAACCAAAACCAAAGGAAUCGGAAAUUACCUUAAAGAACCAAUGUGAAGGUAAAGUCGAAAUAAUCAAACCGCUAAAGCGCGGGAAAACGCGGGCGACCAAGUCGUGGUUGGUUUUAGAGUCUCCUCUGAUUGGUUGAGAGAGGGGCACGAGUUUUCAGGACCAAUCAUAGAGCGAAGUAAAGCGAAAACAAAGCAAUCCAGGAUUACUUUUUAUACUCAAUUUUAAAUUGCUCUAUCCCGUUGGGUCUCAAUCAGCUAGGAUAUUUGGCCUUUCUAAAGCCUUCUUCGUCAUUGUGAAUAGUUUCUUUUACGUAGCUAUCGCGUUAGAGCGGUUCUCGUCUGAGCUUUGCUCAAACAAAACCAAAAAUAUUCACGACUUCUAAACUGGUUAAAAUUUCUGCUCAUGACCGUUUUGUCUGUCCAACAGGCUUUGCAGGAAAUUGCUCUCACGCAGAAAAUGAUUUUGCAGAAACAGGUAUGGCUGUUUGCAUCCAAUCAAUUUUUAGCCGAAGGGUAUCUUUGUAAAUUGGUUGGGAUAAUUUACUGUUAUAUAAAAAUGAAGUCCUCCAGUUAAGUUGAAAACUUAACUUUUAUUACUUAUAAACUGACGUGGGAGACACGGUCUGGGCUCGAGACCUAGACGGGUCAAUGUGUUGUUUGCAAAACAAUUCACCCUCACAGUGCCUCUGUCCACCUAGGAAUAUUCACCCGGUGAGUUGUUGGGGAAGCCUGAUGAAAUGCUAAGAGAUAACCUUGUGAUGGACCAGCAUCCUAUCCAGGGGAUAAGGAGUUGUGAUACUCCUACAUUUGUUGUAGCUUCAUGCGAAGGAAACCGAGAUAAGUUCUGACCGGGUGGGCCACGGGGCUCAAGUUAAGACUUUUUUCACUUUCCUAUUGGCUGGAUAAUGUAGAAAAACUUAAGAAGAAUUUGCAUGUUAAUCGCUGGUGAGAAUACUCCUGGAUUAAUAUCCUCUUGUUUUGUGGCUUUCAGGGAGUGGAGUUUAUAGAAUUCCUACAGAACAAAUACCUUCCAACACUUCAGAUUGCACCAGGACUCAUUCAGGUAGGCGCCAGCUUAUCGUGGAUGGUUUAUCGAUCAACUCUCUUUGUCGGGUCUUCCUCGUUUGUUUUCCAAGUCGAAAUAAGAAUUUGGAGUGUUGUUUUUCGUAGAGGGGGACGGGGAGAAAAAACCCUUGGAACAACAUCAAAUAAAACCUAUAUGUAACGCCAGGUCUGGAAAUCAAACUGGAACGCUUUCGCCAUCGCGUCAUUCCUGCCCCCCCCCCGGGAAAUACCCUCAGACGUUCCCCCCCCCCCUUGCCCCUAGAAAUAAUCUCCCGAACACUACCUUUGUAUUUUACCUACGGACGUUACCCUUAAACAUCAUGCCCCCGACGUCAAUCUGAACGCUACAUCUGGACAUUACCUUCCGGAUUUUUUCCCCGGACUUAAUCCUCCGGACAUUCCCUACGGACAUUCCCGACGAACAUUCCCCCCCAACUGACUCCUUCCCUUCCCUGGCGGAUAUUGUUAAUUUGUUUGUUUGCUUGUUUUUUUUUUACUGUAUUCUUAGGAAUAUACAAGGGCCUUACAGCACGCAGACAUAAAAACCUUCAAGAACUAUAUAAAGGUACCUUGGGGAUGACUUGUUUAUUUUAUUCAUUUAUUCAUUGAUUUAUAUUUUUUCCUUUUAUUUACUUCUUUUUCGCGUGUUUUCUGCAUUUACGAUUCCUCUCUGUUAAAGCCGAGACAAGUAAUUGUAAUUGUACUGCGUCUAAAUGACUCUUUGUCCAGGCUUACGUUUCCCACACCGUUAUGUUUUCCGUCACGCAACACUCGUUGCGGAACGCGGUUUUAUGGUUGCGUGACGAGCCAAAUAGGAACGGCGCUGAAUCUGCCUAUUCGUGCUCCGCGAUCUCCAAUAAUUGUCUAUAGAAUAGUAAUAAACCUAAUCUUCCCUAAUCCUAUCUAAAUUAAAUAUUUAAAUGCAAUGGUAGUCGGCAUGCUCUCAGUGCUUUGUAUGAUGUUUGUGGUCAACAACUGUUUAUUUAUUUAUUGUUUCAGGCUUUUUUCACCAACCUUCGUUCUUGACCAAGGCUUAGUCCCUUCACCACCAGACGGAGGGAACGAGUUUUGUUUAAUAUUGAUAUAUGUAGUUACAGUGUGGUGGCUGUAAAAACAGAGGAUAUAGUUAAACUUUAAUUUUAUUAUAGAGAUGACAGCGUCCCCGAAUGAGAAAAUCGAAACAGUUAGUGUUAAACACAAAAUUUUACAGAUCAAAGGUUGAAUGAUAUUUACAAUUUGUGCAAAGCCUGAAACGGUUCUUGAAAUUAUCUUGAACAUACUAAACUACCUCAUAAGCUAUUUUUUAAUUUUAAAGAGAGGCAGUAUUUGGUAAACCUGUCAAAAUUACUAAUCUGCUCUCUUUUAAAUAGAAAAUAGCACCGAAUUUUCUACAAAUUCUUUCAUAUUGGUAGCAGGGUCACCGAUUUAUGAUGGUGGGUUUUCUUGUAAAAGUGACAGCACUUACUUCAGUCUAAAACUUUUAAACUGAGCCUUUAUUUAAGGGUACCGCAAUCUCGCUCAGUGAAAGGGUGUUGAACAGAUCCAUUGUUACGUCUAUAGGGUAAAUAUUAUUCUGUAAAGAAACAAACAAAUUACAUGUAUCUUCAACGGUACUCUUUUUAGAAGAACACACUAGUCAGAGAAAGGCAGUGUGCCUCUAUCCCGUUCACUCCCAAGAUCUGAAUAUUAAUUUUCUGCAUCGUCUGCCUUACAUUUCAUAUACUAUUAAUUCUGAGAAUUUGGUGUUAAGUCAAGCAUCAUCCCGCUGGUGAUGAUUUUUCUUGCUCUCUAUCACCUUUCUGCUUGACAUUAUGUUGAUAUUGCAAGGUGGAAAAGUGUCCCUUGAUCGCUCCUGGGAUUACAAUUCUUAAAUUUGAAUAUUAUGGUUAGGAAACCAGUCAGUCUGUGCAUGCAUAUUUAAACGUUUGCUGGCAAAUGGAGAAAUUUACUUUGGGGUUCACUUGUAGGUCUCUAAUCGCUAUAAAUUUCCUGCAUAAGUAUUACUCAUAUUCACAAAAAUGCAAAUAUAUUCAAUUUAUUGCUCAAAAGCGGACAAGAAAAGUUAAAUUUUUGCCGUCUGCUUUCGCUCUAACCCGGUUCUUAAUAAUGUUAAUUUGUUAUUAUAAAUUAUUUCAAGACCUUGGUUUGUUAAUAGUAUCCUACAUGUACAGAAGAAAGAAUUUCGCUUUAAAUUAACCCAAAGAAGUCAACCAUAUUUUUUUCUUACGUUGCCUUUGUUUUUCCACUGUAUUUCGUCAACCACGAACACAAACUUGUUAUUCAGGCAUAGACAUAUUUUUUUUUACGCUUUUUAAUAACAUUAAGUAGCGUUCGUGUUUAGAGACAGGCAGAGGAACUCUAGAUAAAGAAAUAACAACCUUUGAAAACCGUC